This is a messenger RNA of Penicillium cosmopolitanum, 7668 nucleotides long. RefSeq lists its product as uncharacterized. Bases 1 to 7668 code for a protein of 2555 amino acids. NCBI's taxonomy places the organism in Eukaryota, Fungi, Ascomycota, Eurotiomycetes, Eurotiales, Aspergillaceae. The record is from RefSeq and is a predicted model, not a curated record. The transcript is spliced from 5 exons. Gene Ontology annotation, cellular component: small-subunit processome; nucleolus; 90S preribosome.
AUGGUAGCGCCAAGCUCACGAGACAAGCCUACAAGGCGCUUGAAAAAGGGCACCGAAACCACAAAAAAUCAUCGCUGGGAGCCCUUUUCGCAGCGUAUCGCAAAGCUCAAAAUCGACCCGAUUCACCGCGUGCGCCGGGCGAGCUUUGGUGAAGAUGACGAGACCUCGUCGUAUUUCCGAUCGGCCCUCGAUCAUUGGGUCGAAAUGAACCUUUCCGACAAUUUCAGCACAUUUGCCCGCCGUGUGAACAACCUCUCCGAGACCCUCGCCCAGAUUCUGUACCACGAAGAGAAGAUAAUGGCCCUGUUGGUGGAGUUUAUCGAGAAGAGAGACCAGAACUCAAUCGAGCCUCUGAUGAGUCUGCUGGCUCAGUUUGCUCGAGACCUGGGAGUGAAGUUUGAGAAGCACUUUGCGACCUCGGUGACUUUAGUAGCGUCGGUUGCUGCAACACACCCUGAUGUUGAAGUGGUGGAAUGGAGUUUCACUUGUCUAGCAUGGAUUUUCAAAUUCCUCUCCAGACUCUUGACGCCGGACUUGCGUCAACUUCUCGGCAUCAUGACCCCAUAUCUCGGCAAAGAGCGACAAAAGCCAUUUGUAGCUCGGUUUGCCGCCGAGUCCAUGUCUUUCCUGAUCCGCAAGGCAGGCCUCACCUACUAUAAAAAUAAGACGCCCCUCGAAAACGCCGUCUCUUACCUCUACGACGAUAUCACAAAAGCAGCCGAGGAAGGAAACAAUGUCGAAAACUACAAGGAGGGUUUAAUGGUAAUGUUCGCAGAUGCCAUCAAGGGUGUUAACAAUGGUCUCCACUCCAACGGAAUGGAUAUAUUGCGUUGUGUUCUGGAUCAGAUUCCCCCGUCUAGUGGGACUCGCAGUCAACCAGCGCAGGUUGCUGUUGGAUUGGUCAUCAAUCUCAUUCAUCACACCACUCCCGAGACCUUUGGCCCAAUCCUCGAAACAGUCAAGGAAUACGUUGAAAGCCGGUCUCAGGGCUCCGAUAAUCCCAACUUGCCCGAGUGCUGCCGGCUCAUAUUUGUCUGCUUCGGAACCCGUAAGGCAACCCGAAUCAGGGACUGGAAGGCCGUGCAUCAGACCCUUGUGUCCCUUCUGAAGCAGGUGGUAUCAAACCCAGAUGUGGACUCGGAAACAAUUACACAGCUCCUCGGCGCCGUCGCCUAUGCCCUUCAGCUGUCUCCAAUGGAUGAGCUGUUGCCAUUUUUGCGACCCCUGAUGGACCUUGUGUCCACCGGACCCCUCUCAAAAUACUUCUUGUUUUUCUGCAACACAUUUUCACAAUGGGGCUCCGAGCGUUUCCAAAGUCUUCUUGUUCCCUAUUUCCAAAAGUUUCUCAAUGCUUCCUGGAAAAUGCACGAAUGGGAAACGUGCUUGACGCUCCUCCGACUCAACCAGUCUGGCUGUAUCACAUCCGAAGCUUCGAAGCCAGGCUAUGUCUCAUGCCCCGAAGGCUUGAAGUCUCACCUCUAUGACUCUUUGAAUUACCCUACAAGUGACGAACGUGUUUUGAACGCGCUGGUCAAACUUCCCAAGGCCAUCUCAUUGUUUGCAGACUCUGCUAGUCUUCCUAAGAUUGUGAAGAAGCUCCAUAGCAAUCUUGUUUCCGCCUUGAACGAUGCCGCCACCCAGAAAAACGCACAGCAGAACAGUGGCUUGAUUUUCUACCUUGGCCAGGGGUUCAAGAUUUACGUCGAUCUGGCUACCCAAGCCGGAAAACUGGACACAGAGCUGUGGGAAUCAAUCCUUACUGCCUCUGCUGAAUUCUCGCGUCUUCCUCUAUUCCUCGAGGGUGUUCUGACUUUCGUUUCUGCUCUCCCCCAAUCUUCAGAGCUGGAAACCUCGACGCUGGAAGAAUUUGCUCGCAGCUUGAUCCUCAAUCUUGCCAGUCCUUCCCAGCGACUGAGACUUGUCUCUCUCCAGAUAUUACGUGAAUUGAUCAGCCGGGUUCCUGGAGAUGACGUUUCUCCUGUCUCCUUGGCAAUUGAGAUCGAAGAAAGCCCCCUCACUCUUCAAAGUGCCAGAACUGUAUCUAUGCAUCUCCGCAAAUUGGCACUUCUCUACCCCCCAGAUCGCUUCUCGCAGGUGGAUGGCCAGCCUUAUCCCCGAACAUCCAGAGGGGAGGCAAUUGUUUCAGACUUGUCUGUUCAGUGGCUGCAAGAGCGGGACUCUGGCACUACGAACGAGGAAGAACCCGAGGAAGAGAAUGAAGAUUCAUUUGUCUCGAGCCGUUUCGAGUGUUUCAAUGUUCGCAAGAUUGAGAAUGUUUCCACCGCCAACGCGAAGACCAUGCAGGAUCCUUUGGCCGCCUUGUCCAUCCAAUUUGACAAGGAUCACAAGAUUGCAGACCUUGUUCCUGGGUUCCCCCGAAGCCAUGCGCUGCGCGUCUUGAGUGCUACCCCCAAUGUGGCCGAGAAGCGUUCACGUCAAAUCAUGCCAUUAUUCCUGACCUGGGCUACACGCGAUGACCAGGACGAUGCUCCCACCGCCAAUGAUGCCAAUGACACCAGUGACAUCAAUGACGCCGACACGGAGACCGAUUCCACACCGAUCAAAUGGGGUUUCAAAGACCGCCUGGCUAUGCUUGGUCUGCUAGGCCAAUUCAUCAACCCCAAGGUUUUGUACAAGGCCCCCAAGGUUCACGAGGCAGUCCUUGGUCUUUUGUGCCACGGUAAUUCGGAGAUCCAGAAAGCUGCUCUCAAAGCUCUUUUCACUUGGAAGAAUGCGCACGUUGUGCCCUAUCAAGAAAACUUGCUGAACAUUCUGGAUGAGGCCAGAUUCAAAGACGAGAUGUCUGUCUUCGUGCGUGUUGGUGGCGAAGACAGUCUGAUCGAGCAGGAGCACCGUCCUGCCUUGCUUCCUAUACUUCUUCGACUUCUUUAUGGUCGCAUGAUCUCCAAAGCUGGUGGAUCUGGACAGGCUGGCCAGGUUGGUCGACGUAAGGCUAUCCUGCGCUCUCUUUCUCUUCUUUCCGAGGAGGACUUUGGACUUUUCAUGCAGCUCGCGUUCGGCCCUCUCUCUCAAGUCUCCGUUGUCAAAGACAACAGCGAGGUCCCAGCCGCAUUCUCGGAGGAGCUCACCAGCCCCAGAAGACAACUUGGUCUGCUCAAGAUGAUUGAUACAGUUUUUGAAACUCUCCAGAGCCGUAUGAUUCCAUUUUCUGUCCAGACAAUGAACGUGGUCAUCUACUGUCUGGUUCGAGCAUGCCGAGCAAUCUAUGACGAAAACAGUGACAUUUAUGUGGAUAGAGAAGACGAACGUCUUCUGGCAAUCUUCCAGAAUAUCCGCCAGACCUGUAUUCGCUGUAUGACUUUGAUCUUUUCGGUCUCGUCCGACCUCGAUUGGACACCAUAUGCUGGAUCUAUUCCCAUCGAGACCGCCCAGGGUGUCUCCGGACUCCUCCGCCUCUUCCACACAUGGGCAUCUGCACCGAGAUCGACAUUUUAUCUCGUUCAGCACAACAAAGAUGUCCUCACUAAGGUCAUUGACUGCCUUGGCGUCGAGUCGGCACGCGAUGAGGUUAAGAUGUUCGUCAUGGAUGAAGUCCUUAUUCCACUUGUGCAGCAGUCUACUGGAAAGAAGGAGGGAGAAGACCUGGAAAUGUCGGAUAUCUCUCCUGAGCAGAUUCGCUCCGAAGUUCUCUCUCCCUACCUUGAGCACGCUCUCUCCCUCCUCGGCCCUCUUUUAAGAGUUGGCCCUCCUUCGAAGCCUGUGCUGAAUUCGGCAUCUCUACCUACCUUCUUCGCCAACCCCCCCGACCGUGUCAGUCCCAAGACCAAGUCUGGCCUCUUGCGAAUCCUCGAGCAUUUCCUGCCCUUGUACACCCCGGAGGACGAUGCCAAGCUUUCCCAACAAGUCUUCGAGGCGGUUGUAUCCAUGUUCGAUUAUUUCAAGGACGAUGCGAACAGAGAGGUUUUGGCACGAGUUUUCGCCGCGCUCGCGAGUCACGACAAAGAACUUACCGAAGUCGCUGAGCUAUGUGCGGAUCUCAACUCUCGCUCCUCCAAAAAGCUCGAGCCGGAUUAUGAACGUCGUCUUCAGGCCUUCAGAAAGAUCAACGAUGAUCUGUCGCAAAAGCUGAAUGCUAAGCAGUGGAGGCCUAUUCUCUACAAUAUGCUUUUCUAUGUCAAGGACGAAGAAGAAUUAGCUGUUCGAUCCAGCGCUUCCUUCGGUCUCAGACGUUUCAUCGACAGAGCCGCCACCGAGGCCGGCGCGGAUGACUUUGAAGCUCUUUUGAAUGAGGUCUUUAUCCCCGCGAUGAAGUUUGGAGUUCGAAACAAGGCCGAAUUAAUCCGAGCUGAGAUUGUUGCCGCUCUUGGCUACUUUAUCAAGCUGAACCCCACUCGGCCAUCCGUGCAGGAUAUGCAUGAUCUGCUCAUGGGUGAUGAUGAAGAGGCAUCUUUCUUCACCAACAUUCUUCACAUCCAGCAGCACCGUCGUCUUCGUGCAUUGCGGCGUCUGGCAGGCGAAGCCGCCAAGGGACAUCUCCAGCCCACCAACUUGGGCUCCAUUUUCCUGCCUCUCAUUGAGCACUUCGCGUUUGAGGGCGCUGAGGAUGAGAGUGGCCACAACCUGAUUGCCGAAGCUGUCGCCACUAUUGGUGCCCUCGCCGAGUGGCUGGACUGGAGCCAGUUCCGCAACAACUUCCGCAGAUAUCGCGGGUACAUGCAGAGCAAGCCAGAAAUGGAGAAGAAUAUUCUCAGACUUCUGGGCAGAAUGUCCGAUGCUUUGUCUAGUGCGAUGGACCAGAAGAAGGAGACCAGCAACGAGGCCAGUGUUAAUGCCGAUGCCAUGGAUACUGUUGAAGUCAAGUGCACGCUCGCGAAAACUGUUCCCGAUCUGGCGAAGGUUUCAACCGAGCUGACCACCAACUUCAUUCCUUUCCUGACUCACUUCAUUCACCACAAGAACGAGGCUGAAAUGAGUCUCCGUCUACCGGCUGCUGUCACCACGAUCAAGCUUCUCAAGAUUCUCACUGAGCAGGAAAUGGCCAUUCGCUUGUCGCCAGUUCUUCUCGAUGUCUGCAGUAUCUUGAAGAGUAAAUCGCAAGAUGCCAGAGACACUGCCCGAAAAACUCUCAGUGACAUCUCACUUCUUCUUGGUCCACCCUACUUCGGCUAUAUCCUGAAGGAGCUGCGUCAUACUCUUCUGCGCGGAUACCAGUUGCACGUUCUCUCUUUUACCGUUCACUCCUUACUGGUUGUGACCACUGAUCACUUCAACCAGGGUGACUUGGACUACUGCCUUCCGGAACUGGUUUCGGUCGUCAUGGACGACACUUUUGGCACAGUUGGACAAGAAAAGGAAGCCGAGGACUAUGUAAGCAAGAUGAAGGAAGUCAAGAGCAGCAAGAGCUACGAUUCAAUGGAGCUCCUCGCUAAGAACGCCACGGUCGUCGACCUUUCUAAACUUGUUAGCCCUCUCCAGGCUCUUUUGCGGGAGAAGCUUAAUUCCAGCAUGGUUAGGAAGCUUGACGAGCUCAUGAGGAGAAUUGGAAUUGGUCUGUUGCGAAACCCCGGUGCUGAAAGCCGAGAAUUGUUGAUUUUCUGCUACGAAAUCAUCAAGGAGUCUUACAACGACAACAAAGAGGGACAAGAGAAGCGCCCAGAAACCGCAAUCGAGCGGCGCUUUCUGGUCAGGCUUCAGGGUGCCAAGCGGGGUGAGAAACGUGGCAUCACGUCCUCGCAUACCUAUAAAUUGACCAGGUUCUCGCUUGACAUCCUUCGCGCUAUUCUCAACAAGUUCGGCUCGCUUAUGACACCGGCCAAUCUUUCUGGCUUCCUGCCCAUCAUUGGCGAUGCUCUCGUACAGUCUCAUGAAGAAGUUAAGAUCUCUGCUCUUCGCCUGCUGUCUACAAUCAUUAAGCUUCCAAUGCCCGAGCUUGAUGAAAACUCUCAUGUCUACCUUACGGAGGCUGUCAAGAUGAUCAAAGAGUCCCCAACCACCAACUCGGAGGCAUCCCAGGCGUCUCUCAAGCUAAUUUCUGCCAUGAUCCGCGAACGCAAGAGCACCAAGCUUCGUGAUGGACAUCUCGCAUACUUACUCCACCGUCUCAAGGCCGACAUUGAAGAGCCUGAUCGCCAAGGCAUCACGUUCAACUUCAUUCGCGCUGUCAUGUCGCGCAAGUUCGUUGUGACUGAGAUGUAUGAGUUGAUGGAUUCUAUCGCAACCAUGAUGGUCACAAACCAGACCCGCUCUGCCCGUGAUCUUGCUCGGGGUACGUACAUUCACUUUUUGACUGAAUAUCCUCAGGCCAAGAACCGCUGGACAAAGCAGCUUGGCUUCCUCGCGAAGAACUUGGAUUACAAGCACCAAGAGAGGACGGCAGAGUUGGCGCAAGACAUUGUCAGCACCUUCUUCCUUCCCGUCGUGCUUGCCAUGGCAAAUGACGAUUCGCCCGAGUGCCGUGAGAUGGCUGGUGCUCUACUCAGCCAAUUCUAUAGCCGUGCAGACCGGGAGCAGAUGAAGACAAUGUUGACUCCCCUCCGCUCGUGGCUGGAGCAGACUGAUAACAUGGCUCUGAGCAGUGUCGGCCUGCAGGCCAUGCGGAUCUACUUCGAAGCAGAGGAGACAGAGAAGGACAAGCAGGCUCGCUUCGUGAUUGGAAUUCUGCCCGACCUGAUCCAGCCAAUCGCCGACGAUCACGAGAACGGGAACUGGGAGACUCUUUACUUUGCCCUGCAGCUUUUCACGAAGCUCUGCAAGACGGUUCCAUCUCUCGCUCUGAGCCAAGAUUGCUCUGCUAUUUGGACCGCCAUUCGAGAAUCGUUGUUCUUCCCUCACACCUGGGUCAAGUCCUGUGCUGCCAACCUCGUGGGAACCUGGCUGUCCGAUCUUGCCAAGACCCACGCUGCCGCUGGCUACAGUGCUCUUCCUUUGACUUGUACCACCGGCCUCGUCCUUGACAAGGAGGCUAUGCUGCAACUCAUCCGAGCCAGUCUCCGCUGUCUACGCACACCAGGUCUCACCGAUGACCUUGCCCUGCAAAAUGUGCGCAAUAUUGUCUUCCUUGGCCGUUGCUGUGCCCAGAACGGUCUCGAGCUCCAGAAGACCGGGACCGAAGAUGAUGUCGAGUCAGAAGAUGACGAGGAAGAGGAGGACGAAGAUGCCGACGAGGCUGUCAACGAAGCCGCCACAAACGGUGCCGCCCCUAUCAAGACUGCUCUCCACUAUAUCUUCGGGCAAAUCGCAUACCUUCUCCGUCGGGAAGUCCUCGGAGGUCGUCCCGCAGCAUUGGUCCCCAAGACUGCAUCGAUCACUUUGCUCGCUGCGUUAAUCCGCCACCUUGAACCCGAGCAAAUUAAACCCUCGCUUCCGGUCAUCCUCCUUCCCCUUCAGCAUUUGACCGACACGACUAUCCCCGGCCCGCGCUCAGCCGAUCCUGCCUUCCAGGAUAUCUACAAGGGACUUGUUUCCAACUGCCACGAGGUCCUGGACUUGCUGCAAAAGAAGCUCGGAAGUUCCGAGUACAUUGCCCAGAUGACCAAGGUGCAAGAGACUGUCAAGGAGCGUCGUGAGGGUAGACGGACUAAGCGUCGCAUUGAGGCUGUCGCCGAUCCAGAGCGCCACGAGCGUGACAAGAAGAGGAGGAACGAUCGCAAGAGAGAGAAGAGAAAGGAGAAGGGUCUGGAGCACCGUGGAAAGAGACGGGGAUGGUAA